UGUAUUUGCGGUCCGAUGGCAGGACAGGGAUAUGCAGGUGUGAUAUAUCCGGGGUAAUGACGGGUAUAGUCAUUUUACACUCAUACAAGACAGUUAUUGAGACAGAUCCAUCACAUCAAUUACCUGCAAAUAUAAACGACGAAGACAUCAUAUAUGGACAGAAUAUCUCAAUCAGAACCCGACGUUUUACUGUGACUGUGAGAUUGACGUCACCAGAGAGUGUGGUGUUCCUGAAGGUGUUAAUAGACGAUAACGUAGAAUCGAAUGCCACUGCAAGAUUCAUCCAUGUACCCGCCGUCCCAGACAGGGUGACAGAUAUCUCUCAAAACGACGUCACCAACAACACAACAAAUAAAAUCAUACUGGACUUUACACCUGUGUCCAAUGACAUUAUAGGAAAGGUUCCAGACAGUUCAAUCUCCAUAGAAAUUCCAUCACAAGUUUCAGGGAUUGUCAAAUGGUUAGUCCUGGUUGCCAUAUUAGCGUUUCUCAGCAUCAUGGCAUUUGUUCUCUGGAAGUGGCAACAUCGACAAACGACCUGCAGGAAAUCAGAUGUGCCUCACAGUACUUACUACACAGGGCUUAUAUUGGAUGACGCUGUCACAUAUGGAGAACCUGUUCAUUGCAAAUUGCCUCCACAGAAUAAAUAUAUUGAAGUACUGCCAGAUCUCGGAGGGAAACUAGAGAGUGUAUAA
Ostrea edulis (European flat oyster) is the source of this 695-nucleotide messenger RNA. RefSeq lists its product as uncharacterized. Lineage: Eukaryota; Metazoa; Mollusca; Bivalvia; Ostreida; Ostreidae. The coding region runs from base 57 to 695 and encodes 212 amino acids. The record is from RefSeq and is a predicted model, not a curated record. The transcript has 4 exons.